Messenger RNA from Drosophila bipectinata, 2997 nucleotides. The record is from RefSeq and is a predicted model, not a curated record. NCBI's taxonomy places the organism in Eukaryota, Metazoa, Arthropoda, Insecta, Diptera, Drosophilidae.
AUUGAUUCAGUUGGCGCUCGACGUUCAAGCGAUCAAGUCGUUUUGUGAUCAAAAAAAUAUAUAAAAAGAAUUGAAAAAGACCCCCGGCACAAAGCCCCCCGAAGACUGAAAGUAACUCGUGUGUGUGCAUCGCUGGCUAGGAUUUCGAAAUUGUCAUCAAGAGUUUUAUAAAUACACCUGCGUCACACCAAAGUGCAAUUAAUUCGUCGUUUAUUUUCGAUUGAGGAAAGAGUUUUCACCGAAGCAGAAUUUUUCCAUUGGCCCGGAUACCAUCAGUAGCCUGCAGGUAUGGCUGAAGCCCAUGCCGCCGUCGCCUUCUCCUUUGCCAUCACCCACGAGGGCUUCGACAUCAACUAUGACCACGAGGUGCUCAACUUGGUGUGGAACUCGGGUGUGCGCUCCUGGAAAAAGCGUGUGGCCCGCGCACGGAACGGCGUGCGCAAUGGUGUCUAUCCGGCCCACAUUCAGAGCCUUUGGCUGAUUACGGCCAUUGCCCUGGGCCUGCACUUCGCCGGCUAUCAGGCACCCUUCAAUCUCACCAACCGGAUACUGGAACACCUGCCCUCCAACACGGUCAACUGGCAGGUGACCGCCUCUUUCCUGGCCGCCUUGGUGGUCUGGCUCUCCAUUUGCUUCACCAUGCGGUACACCCUGAAGCUCCUGCUUAUGUACAAGGGCUGGAUGUACGAGUCCAGAGCUCCCGGAAGCCGUGUCUCGUUGCCCACUAUGUUGUGGGUGGCCGUGGUGCGGGUACUCUCCAGCUGGAACAAGCCAGGAUUGUACAGUUUCCAGGGCUCCCUGCCUAGACUGCCACUGCCCUCGGUGAAGGACACGAUGUCGCGGUAUUUGCGCAGUGUCCGACCUCUUUUGGACGAUGAUAACUACACGCGAAUGGAGCGCCUGGCCAAGGAGUUCGAGCAGACCAUCGGCAAGAAGCUGCAGUGGUACCUCAUCCUCAAGAGCUGGUGGUCCACCAACUACGUGUCCGAUUGGUGGGAGGAGUACGUCUAUCUGCGCGGUCGCAGUCCCCUCUGCGUCAAUAGUAACUUCUAUGGCACGGAUGCUAUUUUCAUGAACCUCACCAGCAUCCAGGCGGCUCGUGCGGCCAACGUGGUAUCUCUUCUCCUUAACUUCCGGAAAUUAAUUGAACAUCAAGAACUUCAGCCAAUCAUGGUCCAGGGCAUGAUCCCCCUCUGCUCCUGGCAAUACGAGCGCACCUUCAACACUGCCCGUGUUCCUGGUCUGGAAACCGAUCGCAUUGUCCACUACCGUGACUCCAAUCACAUUGUUGUCCUCCACAAGGGUUGCUACUACAAGAUGCUCAUCUACUACAAGGGUCGCACCCUCCGUCCCUGUGAGCUGCAAGUUCAAAUCGAGGAGAUUCUGAAGGCAAAGGCCACUCCAUUGUCGGGUGAGGAGCACCUGGCUGCCCUGACCGCCUGGAACCGAUCCAAAUGGGCCGAGGCCCGCAACACCUUCUUCUCGAGGGGCGCCAAUCAUGUGUCCCUGCGCACCAUUGAGUCCGCCGCCUUUGUGCUCUCCCUGGACGACGAACCCUUCGAGUUCGACCUGGCCCGUCCAGAGCUGUUGGACAACUUUGGCAAGAAACUGCUCCACGGCAACGGCUACAAUCGUUGGUUCGACAAGUGCUUCACCGUAUGCGUGGGCACCAACGGACGCGUUGGCUUCAACGCCGAGCACACCUGGUCAGACGCUGCCAUUGCCUCUCACAUGUGGGAAAACCUGAUCAUCGAUGACCUCCAGUCGGAUGGGGCCGAUGCACCGGUUUUGGGCCAUCUAUGGGAAUAUAUAUUUGGUGAUGAUAUAUAUGGAUAUGACGAGUCUGGUAACACGAAGGGCACCCCUGAAUUCCAGCCUCCCACUCCAACUCGCCUCAACUGGGAUCUGACGCCCUGUCUGACCCAAAUCGAGGAGGCCACCAUCGACGUGACCAAGCUGAUCAACGAGGUCAACCUGCGCAUCCUGGUCCACCAGGAGUACGGCAAGGGCUUCAUGAAGAAGUGCCGCAUUUCCCCAGACGCCUAUAUCCAAAUGGCCCUGCAGUUGGCCUACUACCGCGAUGCGGGACGCUUCUCGCUGACCUAUGAGGCUUCCAUGACGCGUCUCUUCCGCGAAGGCCGAACGGAGACAGUGCGUCCCUGCACCAUUGAAUCAUCUGCCUGGGUUAAGGCUAUGCAGAAUCCAAACACUAGUAACGAUGAGCGUGUGAAGAUGAUGCAGGCUGCUUGUGAUCGCCACCAGCUGGGCUACCAGGAUGCCAUGUGCGGUCGUGGCAUUGAUAGGCAUCUCUUCUGCCUGUAUGUGGUGUCCAAGUACCUGGAGGUGGACUCUCCCUUCCUCAACGAGGUGCUCAGCGAACCCUGGCGCCUGUCCACUAGUCAGACCCCGCACGGCCAGACGCCGAAGAUGGACCUGAAGAAGCACCCGAACUGCAUCAGUGCCGGCGGUGGCUUCGGGCCAGUGGCUGAUGAUGGCUAUGGUGUGUCGUACAUCAUUGCCGGCGAGAACCUCAUCUUCUUCCACAUCUCGGCGAAGACAACGUGCCAGCAAACGGAUGUCCACCGAUUCUCCCAGAACAUCUCACAGGCUCUGGCCGAUAUCCGCACCAUGUUCGAACAGCAUAUGAAGGACCAUCCGAAGCCCGCCAAAAAACUCACAAACGGCUCCACAUAAUCCACAUAGUCCAUAUUAUUUAGUCCAUGUAGUCGAGAUUCUUGUUAGCAUUUGUUUUCCUCUUCUCUAGUUGAUCGUUUUAAACAAACAAACAAACAAACACAUCAUAUACAUCCGUCGAUUGUAAGUUCCAAAUUAAGUGCAAAAGUCGUUGAGAGAGUUAUGCAAAAACAAUGCAAUUUUUUAUAAAAACUAUUGUGACUUGGCUGAUUUUAAGAUGUAGUCGUUAGAAACUUUUGCACAAUAUUUGAUGUUUCUCAAGCAAUUAGUUUUUAAUCGAAGAAAUCGUGUAAGUUAAGUGCU